Candida tropicalis MYA-3404 is the source of this 1365-nucleotide messenger RNA. RefSeq lists its product as uncharacterized. The transcript has a single exon. Gene Ontology annotation, molecular function: transcription coactivator activity. Gene Ontology annotation, biological process: regulation of transcription by RNA polymerase II. The record is from RefSeq and is a predicted model, not a curated record. Gene Ontology annotation, cellular component: SAGA complex. Lineage: Eukaryota; Fungi; Ascomycota; Pichiomycetes; Serinales; Debaryomycetaceae. The coding region runs from base 1 to 1365 and encodes 454 amino acids.
AUGACUUCACAAGUAAAUACUACCACUACUAGUUCCACAGCCACAUCUUCUGCUAUCAAUCCACUAAACAAGAAUGGUACGGCAAAUACCACCACCACUGCUACAACAACAACAACAACAACUAAAGGUACAACCACGCAACCUUCAACAGCGACAGGGAUGGCUGGACAACCUCAAAAGAAAGCAAAGAGUUUUAAGAGAUUAGAAAUGGAGAAACUAAUACGAGAGUUUCAAACUAAAUUAGGUAGGAAUUGGGAGAAAUAUCAUGAAACAUUGAGUCUAUUUUUAAUUGGUAAAUUAUCACGUCAAGAAUUAAUAUCUAUUAUAAUACCCAUUCUUAAAGAGAAGAAAUUAUUGAAAUAUCAUAAUAAAUUAUUAUUAUUGAAUUUUGCUAAUUCUUUAAAAGACAAUCCUAUGGAAUUAUCAAAUGAAUUUUCUAAUUUCUUUAAUAAAAAAUCUGGUAAAAUUACAAAGAAUAAGAAUAAUCAACUUGAGAAAUUUAAAAGUAUUAUCAUGGGAUUACCUGUUAAGGAACGUAAAAGAAUCAUUGAUAUUUCAAGAGAUAGUGGUAAAAAGAAUAAAAUUGCAACUGAUAUUAUUCUUACUAGACAUUCUAUUUUACCUAAAAUUCCUAUGAUUCAAGAUAAAGAACAGCAACAAUUACAAGUGAAUAAUCUUGUUCAAUGGCAACAAGAUGUUUUAAAUGGUAUUAAUACACCAAUAGCAACAGAAAAUUAUGAAAUUCCUGAUUAUGACAAUUUAUCAAGACAUAUGUUGAUGACCAUGAGAGAAUAUGGUUUAACUGGUGGUAUGAAUCCAGGUGUGAUGGAAGUUUUAUUAUUAGGUUUAGAAUCUCAUUUGAAAAAUAUCGUUGAAACUGCAAUUGAUGUUGCUAAAUUUAGAAAGAAUAAAUAUACUAAUGAUAGUUAUGUUCCAUUAGAUAAAUCUACCACCACCACCACUACAUCAACAUCAACUACUAAUAAUGGUAAAAGUAAAAGUAAAUUUGAAGAAGCCACAUCAAGUAAAGAUAUAACCUUAUGUAUUGAGGAUUUAUAUGAUACUUUUGAAAUGUAUCCUCAUUUAAUUGAACCAAAUGGUCCAAAAUUAAGAUUAUCUAAUGUUAUGUUGGAAAAUGAUGAUAUGAUAAAUGAUGGAAAUGGUUUGGAUUAUGAAUUACCUCCAAAAAGUAUAGAAUAUAUUGCUAAAGAAUCUGCAGUUGCAGCUGGUGCUCCUGCUAGUACCACAUCAUCUCCUCAAAAGAAAGAUAAUUCAAAUUCUUCAGUUAUACCAAGACCCGAUGCUCAUAUUGGUUCUGCUGAUGAAUUGAAAUGGGUAUUACAUGAUCUUGUAUCAACAAUGUGA